AUGACGCUUUUCGGCGGCGGCGGAGGGCCCUCAGGGGCCUCUCCUGGUCCCAACGCCCUCUUUGGAGCAACAGCCUCAGGCACGUCCUCGGGGCUCUCUGGAGCCUCCUCUUCCUCUCUCUUUGGCGCAGGAGGCUCCUCGUUGUUCAGCGGCGGAUCCUCUUCAGUUUCCGGCGCUGGAUUGACUGAUAAGCCUGCGCAGGCGCAUGGAAGUUUGUUUGGAAGCGGAACUUCCGGCUCUUCUUCGUCCUCUCUGUUCGGAAGUGGAGGCGCGACGGAGAAGCCCGCUGGCCUCUUUGGAAGUGCUGCGUCUCCUGCUUCGUCUUCUCUCUUCUCCGGUGGUGCAGCGGCUACAACAACAUCCGGCAUGUUUGGCGGAAUUGCUUCCACUUCAUCUUCCUCCUCUUCCUCUUCCUCCACUUCCUCUUCCUCCACUUCAUCUUCCUCCUCUUCAUCUUCCUCGUCUUCAUCUUCAUCUGUUUCGCCUUCGUGUUUUUCUUCAUCUUCCUCUGCCUCAUCUUCCUCAUCAUCUUCCUCUUCAUCUUCAUCUUCCUCAUCAUCUUCCUCUUCAUCUUCCUCUUCAUCUUCUUCAUCUUCCUCGCUUUUCGGCGGUGGCGUAGGGCCGACUGGAGUUGCGUCUGGUGCAGGUUCUUCUCUUCCGGCUUCUUCCUCUUCUCUCUUUGGAGCGGGGCAAAGCAAGGCACCGGAGGCGCGGUCGUCUCUCGUUUCGUCCCCGUCCUUCGCUCCCUCUGCGGCUGUCUCGAGCAAGUCAUCUGCUUCACCGCCCGUUCUCCCCCCCUCUGGGUCGGCCACCUCGACUGCCGCCUUGGCUGCGGGAUCUUCUCCCGAAAUUCGAAAGUGUCUCGUCAGCUACAUGCACCUCAAAUCAGUUCUGAUUUCGCUCUCGCUCUCGGACUCUCCAGCCCAAGUCGAAGAGCUCUUUUCCUCGCCGCAACUCCUGCAGCGCUUCGCCUCGCUCCUCUCACCCUUUGACCCUUCCGUGGACCGCGCCCUUCCCCAGAAUAUCUCAGCCGAUCUGCAUGCGGCCAUCUCGGCUGUUCGAAGGCAGUUCGCCCAGAGGGCUGCGCGCCAGAAUUCCGUUCCCGGUUCGGCGGCCCCGGCGGAGGUUGCGCGAGACGGCUGGUUGGUGCCGUCUGAAGCGAUGAUCUAUGAGGCUCUGUCUGUGUACCUUUUGCGCAAGUUCAACAAGCAGCAACAGCUUCUUUCGCCGCGGUUUUCAGCCCCGUUUCUCCAGGAGGCCGUCGACUCCGAGGAUCCCGUCACGAUGCGCGAAGUGGAGGACAUCCUCAUCGACGAACAAGUCGACUUCUUCUGGUGUCUCGGCUUCAUCUUCCGCACUGCGGCGUCCGCGUCGCAGUCAGCCCCGGCCGGCGACACACGCCAGGGACAGAAGAGCGAGAAAAGCGACAGCCAGUCAGGCCAAACACAGGAAUCACUUUGCUCUUCCUCGCUCGAGAAGGCUUGUUUCACGUUCGCGUGUCGCUUGGUGCGCGAGAAGAACAUCGAGGAAGGCCUCUACCGGACCUACGAAGACUUGAGUCGGCGCUUCGACGGGCGAAAAGCGGCGGAGCUCAGAGCGCGCGGGGCGUCGAACCCGGAAAACCUGAAACGCGAGGCCUCGCACUCUUCCAGCUCACCCCUCCAGAGGGCGGCUGAGGAGCCUGAGACCGUGAAGGCUUUGGCAGCGACUCUGCGCAUCCAGAAGGCGCUUCUCGUCUGUUUCGCGGCGUUCUAUCGCGCCCAAAACGUCCUCGAGGCGUGCGCGGGAGACCGGACCGUCUCGGCCGGCACACUCCACCGCCUCGCGUCCAUGGUGACAGACGACUCGUUUGUCGGCGCUCUGGCGGCGAGCAGCAGCGAAGAUCGCCGCCUGCUGCACAGCUCGCGUCUUCUUCUCGCCGGCCAAGAGGUGGCUGAUGCCUCGGCGCUUCUUCUGGUGGCGGCGUAUCCGUUCGCGCCGUUUCGAGGCGGGCGGCGGGACGGAAGCCUCGAGACGAGCAACGCGUCCCGCGAGAAGAUCCUUGCGCAGCUCGGCUCCGCUGACCACUUUGCUGCUCUCCAUCGCGGUGUCAUGACGCCUCUCUUGAACGCCUUCAAGCAGCACCUCGAGUGUGACGGCGGUGACAGUUCCGACCUUCUCGCCCUUUCUUUCGCCGACCUCGAUCCGGCGCGCGAGUCGUCACAGGCCACGGAGAGUGGAGACAAGGUCGAGAACCGAGGCGCCGGAUACGCGAGUGCAGCGGGGUAUCCCGACGCGCUGUAUGACCAGUUCAUUGCCCACCCGAGCGUUGUGCCUCUCGUUCUCUUUGCGCAUGCAACGGCCCUCGCGCUCCUCAACAGCCACCAGCGCAGCGACGGCUCGCUCUCUCCCGCGUCCUUCUCCUCCGCCUCGGGGAAAACUGCGAAAGACUGCGCCCUGAGUGAGACUGAAGUCAAUGCGUUUCUCCAGCCUCUCCUGCUGUGUGGAGGGCCGUCGUUUGCGGCCGCGCUGGAGGCGCUUGUCAUUGUCCGCGACGGCCUUCGCCAAGCCGGCUCGGCUGCGGCCGCCGCAGACCCCCUUCUGAGCAUGCAGCGGGAGAUUCUUCUCGAGUUCGUGCAUCUGCUGCUUCUCCACCUUCCCCUCCACCAUUUUCAGGGCUUCGAGCCUCUCGUCCAUGCUCUCUCCGGCCUCGUCGACAGUCCCGGUAUCUCUGAGGAUCUCUGGCUCCGCUUCGCUCCUCGCUCCCGCGCCUUCUUGUUCUCUCCUUCCUCGACUGCGGCCUCGGCAGCGGACCUCGCUCGCCUGCCUCUCCCAGGAGACGCCAGCGAAGGCGACCAAGCGGCCUCGCUGUCUCUUCGAGGGCCUGCCUGCUCGACGUGCGGCGUGUGGGGCGACUUUGUCAGUUCCCUUCAGCGCGAGACGCGCCUCGCUCAGGGCGGGUGCGACUCGCGGCUCGCUUCCUGCCCUCGCUACGGUGGCCUGUACGUCUUGAUCGACCUCCUGCGAUGUGUCACUUUCCCCUUUGGUCUCCACCUCCUGCUUCAACUGGUGUCCGCCCUCGUCCCGCGCGCCCCCGCCUCGCGAGUCGUGGAGAAGGCCUCGGACGCGCAGGCCGAGGAAGCGAGUGAAGAAGACGAAGUUGUCGUCGACGCGACCUCUCUCGCGGCGUUCCUCGCUUUCCUCACGGAGCCGCUCCCUGGCAUGCUUCUCCCUGCGAUGCCCGAAUUCUUCUUGCCGACCAGUGACGCACCCUGUCCGUCUUCCACCUCCGCAGAACAUGUCUCCCCCCUCGAGAGCCUCGAGAGCAAAGAGCGGGCCUUCCAAAGGGGCGACGGCCUGCCGUCGCGCUCAGCGUCCGCCCCGUGCAGCGUGCCCUCGCCCCUCAGGUGUACGUACACCUCAGUCGGGCCAGUGCCACUGGAACUGUGUCUUGGCACGAUGCUCGGCUUCCAGGAGCCACUCGAGAACGGGGAAGCGAACGACCGACAGCGCAGGCAGACGUUCUUCGAUGCGUCCGCUGUGAGCGGCGGAGCCGAGUUCUGGUCGCUGCUGCCGCGCGGCGUGUCAGCUCAAGUGCAAGGCCUGCCGGUGUGGCGCCUGACCAGCGCCGCUGCGGCUGCAUGCGCGUCGACCGCGGCGGCUGUCCGCUUGCAGUUUGAACGCGAGGGAGCAAAACGAGAAGACUCGCGAAACGCGCCGAACGCGUCCUUCUUGGCGAACGCCUCCCGGCCUCCGUGCCUCGAGGGCGAAGGCUGGUGGGGUGUCUCUACAGACGGGGCUCGAGCGCAGCCUGCCUUGCGCGCCGGCGACCCCCGACGCAGCGCGGUUUCCCGCUUCGGCAGCUUCGCCUCGUGUGCCUCAGCCUCGUCGUGCGGGCCUCAACCGUCGGGCCUUUCACCGCAAGGCGAGGGCUCCUCCGACGACGCCAGCGCCUUCAUGCUCCUCCACGCCCUUCGCGUGCCGCUGGGGGGCGCGGGAGACACCGAAGAGAUAGAAGGAACUGAGAAGCGAGAAGGGACAGAUCGCGCAGACACGCAAGAGCUGCCCUCUCUCUCCCUCUUGAGGACUGCAUGGUUUGUCCUCGAUGCCGGCCUCCAGUUCCUCAGUCAAACAGGCAAACCCUUGCCGGAGGCGGCAGUCAGGGCCUUCAUCGCGGCCAGCGCGUUGUUCUGCCGUCUAGCAGCCUGGCCACCCGCCAUGCGCCUCGUCGCAGAACUCGUGAUUGCCGAAGACGUUUACGGCCUCAGCGGCCCAUCUGCCGCCUUCGCCGUCAACGCAGCGACCGUGGCUGCCUCCAGCAGCGUCCGAGAGAUCCUCGCGCUCUUCCCGCGGAAAGACGUGAGCCUGAAGACCAGCAAACCUGCAUGCGCCGGCCGCCGAGAGAACGCCGCGCCCGAGGCGGGAGGCCGAGCAGCGCGGGAGACGCCUCCCUCUCCCGCCUUCGACGCGUUCGACACCAAAAGCAACGCUGCCGUCGCGCCGUUCGCUCUCAUGCCGCGUCUCUUCGCGCUCGCCUGCCUCGCAGCGCAACAGCAACAGCUGAGAUGCAUCCUUCCAGAGGUCCUCACAGGGCUGAGGUGUUGUUUGACGCCCUGUUCUCUGCAGAAUAUUUUCCAUGUUUUCCGCGUUUUGUGGCCGGGGCACGGCGACGCGCUGACAGGGGCGUCUUGCGUGUCUGUGUGUCGCUCUCUAUUUUCUCGCGCGGCUUCGCCUCCGGAUGGGCCUCGUCGCGACACUCCGCUGGCCUGCCGCCUGCCGCCGGUUCUUCUUCAGCCGCAGUCGUCGGACCUUCUCUCGGUUGAUUUGUCUUCUCCCCCAGAGUCUGUGCACUCCUACUGGCAGUUGCUGAUGCUUAUCGCAGUGGGUUCGCGCAGGCGUCUGGACGUGGCGACAGACGAGGCGGCUCAGUUCCUGCGGCGUUCCGCUGCGUUUCGGCGCAUUUUCUCUGCCUCCUUUGCGUCGCUUUCUCUGCCUGCGUCCUCUGCGCGUUUCACGCCCGAGUUCUUCUCCCCGCCGUUCCUCGAUGCCUCUCUCUCUGCCUGGGAAACCCGCAGGGACGCGGGAGACAGAGGAGACACCGACCAACGAGAGGGGGCGUUCCUGUCUCCGUUUUCCCUGCGGAGGUUUCUCCACAUUCUCGGCGAGGUCAUGGAAGAAGAAAAGAGCGUCGGCACGUACCCCGUUCUGAAGAGCACACUCCUGUUGCUUCUCGGCCUCCUGCAGCUCUGCCCGCCAACCGCACUGACUCUGUCUUGGCAACAGCACGCAGCGUUGAGUGCGGCGACUGUCACAGAGAGUGCACGGGAGAUUGUGCUUCGCGAGCGAGAGAGAACCCGUCGCGAGGGAGAAGACGCACUCGAGCAGGAAGAACACCCAAUGUUCCUCGCCUUCCUCGCGCCUUUCCGUGAACUCGCGCGCAUGCAGUUCGGCGGCCCCCAGGAGGCCCAAGACAGCGGGCUGAGCGUUCGCGACGCAGCCGACCCAGAGACCUGUGGACGAACCCUCGAAGAGAGCCACUGGGUGCUGUUUCCCACGCCGCGUGCCCUCAGGCCCGGAGACCGUCUCUUCAGGGGAACAGGGGACAGAGAGACAAGCCGUGUGGGGCCUUCGGGGGCCGGAGGCGAUGUCCCCUCGGAGCGGACGCGCGAGGAUCUCGCCUUCCUGGAUGCGUGCGCAGCGUCGCCGAGCCUCGGGGCCUUCCUCGAGCGUCGGCAACUCGCGCAGCUGGAAGAGCAGAGAGACACUUUCGGGGCUCUCUGCGAAUUCCUCUUCGGCUUCGUGUGGACGCGCCUCGCGGGGUGCACCUUCCAGCACUUUGCCCACCGCGCGGAAAUCGUCGAGAUCCUCCUCGCCACCACCACGGAGACACUCAGUCUCCUCCAGGGCGCGAAUCGCCUGCCGGUCGCGGGCGAGGAGACAGACGGCGGGGCGCGCGACGCAGAUCGCUGCGCGGAGUGCGCCGGCGCGGGCCGGCCGAAGAAGAGUCGCGGCAGAGACGGCGAUGGAGACGAAAGAUGGUCAGAGGCCCUUUCAACCUCUGAGCGAGAGAACGAGAGAGAACCGGAACUCGCCCACAGAGACCCAGACGCGCCAGGCGCCAUCAAGGCGACUCUGACUCGCGGGGGGGGCUCCUGGGCGUUCACCGCCGCCGAGGCACAGCCUCCCCACACUCGGUUGAAAGACGAAAGAAGCAACAGACUACAAGUUCUCUUCUGGGACAAACACGCAGGCGUCUUCGCCAAACGCGCUGCCACUCUCGCCGUAUACGGCCACGUCGAGUUGACGAAUCGGCUUUUGGAGCAGCUUUCUGCUUCAAACUUUCUUUCGUCUCUCGCCGCGCUUCUUCGCUGCGAUUUCCUCGUGGAGCUGUGUCCGCCAUACGCGCGCAGCCAGCUUCCCUCGGCGAGUUCUCCCUUUCUCUUCACCUUCGUCAAUUCUCUCCUCCUGUCGAUGGCCUCGCUCGACUUCCACUCUCUCUCUUCGACGGCGUGGAUCACCCCUUUGGCGGCGACCCUGCUGAGCGCGCCGCCUCUGCACCCUGCUCGGCCUUUGCUGCCUCGUUCGUCUCCCGCGUCUUCGUUUUCUCCUGCGUCUUCGCUUCUACUCCUUCCUCCUCGAGGCGGCUGCGCUUCGAACGACUCAAGCGCCCGAAUCCGUCGAUGCUGCGCAUUCUGUUCCUCCGUCUCUUCCUUUUCCUUCUCGUCUGUCUCUCCGGCCUUCCCCCUCGAACCGCUGCCCGCCGAUGUGGCUUCGCGAGACGCGGCUGGCGGGGUCUGCUUCCCGACCGUGGUGGUGCUUUCCUCGCCUUGUUCUUCCUCCUCCGCGCUGCCGUCUGAGGCGUACUCUCCCGCCUCGUCUCUGGGCCGAUGGAGCACGCACUGGGUCGGCUGUGCGCUCCGCGAAAACGUCCCGCUCUGUCUGUCGGCUUCCGGCUCCGCGGCGCUGGCGACCUUCCUCGCGUUUCAAGCCUCUCAGGCGUCGUCGCUCGUCCUCGACGCCGUCCCCGUCCUCCUCCCCGCGGAGGCUGCUCUGUGCGCGUCGGCCGUGACGAGUCCGAACACGGAUCGUUCACAGAACAUUCUCUGCCUCGUUGCACAGGCGUUUCUUCACCUCUUUCUCGCGACGGCGGCCUCGCCCACGGGGGCUGCUCUCGGCGCAGGCGAGGCCGCGGGCGCCUGUGGGGCGUCCGCGGACCUCGGCGGGCUGGGGGCGCCGCGAGAUGCGGAGACAGCGAGCAGGAAGCGAAAGGGAGGCCCAGUGCCUGCCGCUGCGCCCGGCCCACUCCUCUCGCGUCUUCAGAGCCAGCUGAGCAAGCUGGCGUUCUCGCCGGCAGCAACUCUGCCGGAAGACUUUGGCAUCUCCUCGUCGCCGCUGUGGCCUUGCGUUCCGGACCUCCUGCCGUCGUACCCUGGAGACGUCCUCGCCGCCCUGCAAGACCAGGAGGCGUUUCUCCUCUUGGCGGACCACGGCUGCCUGUCUGCCUCUGGGGUGUCUCCAGGGCUCUGCCGCGGUGGGGGGGGCCCAAGCGCCCGGACGAAGGCGCGCGCACCUGCCAACUUUGUCCAGUCCGUCUUUGCGCUCCUCGAAGCCUCGUCGCGGCUCAAGGUAGUCGCGGCGUCGCUCCUGAACCUCCUCACUGUGGCGUCUCUCGGGCUCCAGAGGGGCCGCGGAGACACAGAGACAGGCGGCCGCGCCGCGGACGGUUUCGCGGGCGAAGGCCUCGGGCGCGGCGCAGGCCUCGGGCGCGAUGGGGCGCCUGCCUUCUCCCGCUUCUCCACGUCUUCGCCAUUCUCCGUCUGCCUCACGUUUGCUCCGAGCGAGAUCCAGAACUUGCUGGAGAGGUGGACGGCGGCUGCGCGCACAGGCACGGAUGCUGGCGAGAAAGCUUCCGAGAAGGACAAGAGCCAGGGCGCCAGUCCGCGGCGGAGCCAGCUGCGAUUCGUCGACCUGCUCGUCCCCAGCGGUGUGCUGAGCAAAGGCCUGAGAGAUCUGUACGCCAAAGAGCCCAUGAAGGAGUAUCGCCUUCUUCUGGCGCAGCUGCUCCUUCUGCUGCUCUCGGGGUCCGCGCAGGCGGACGGCCCGCCGGCGCUCCAGCACGACCUCAUUUUCAUCGGCGGGGGUGGCGGCCUGCUGGACGAAGAGGCGACCGAAGAGCCGCUCCUCUGGACGUCGGUGAAUUUUGCGCAGCAAGUGCUUCUCGAUGUUCUCGAGUCUGCUGACGCGCCCAUAGAGGACAGGGCGGCGGGGUCGGAACCGAAGAAGGGUCGGGGCAGGGGGGCUGCACCAACUCGCGUGGCGUCGCUGGGCGACCUGAAACUCUUGCGGAUCGCUCUGCUGCUCCUCGAACAACUCUGCUUUUCUUCCGGCGCCCAGGCGGUCCAUCUGCAACUCCUCCAGCAGACGGUGUUGGGAGUGAGAACAAUGGCGUCUCUCGUCCGCGGCCGAAGAAAGAACGACGUGCAGAGCGCCGGGGGCGACGACUGUCUCGGCGCUGCCGCGCUCUGGGGAGGAAAGAGCCUUCCAGGGAAAAAGCCCGAAGACACGAGCCUGGGAGGGUGGAAGCUGCUGAAUCGCGUGGCCCGCAUGCUGCUCGCCACCUGGCAGAAAGUCGACUGGGCUCGGGCGCGCCUCUGGUUGAACACGACGCCGGUUCCAAACGGUUCGGAGAGUCCAGAGAGAGGAGCCUGCCACGCGCCAGACUCGGACGGGGUUCUUCUGCCCUUCGCAGCUGCCGACUUGCCUUCGCUCGACCCCUGCGGCCCGACGCUCUUCUCUCGGCUGAUUUCUAGCGCCGGCUUCGACGCCCCGCUGUACUCCUCGCUGGGGUCUUCGGCCGCUGCCUGUCCGGCGGCCUUCUCGCGGCGCGCCAGCGGCCUGCGCCCCACAAGCUCCGCCCCAGGCAGAGACAGUGUGAAGAAGAGUGUGGGGAAGGGCUGCGCAGAGGCCGCGGCGGGCGUCGCCGAUCGAGCAGGCGACGAGGCGUCGGCCUGCACGCCGGGGGCCUUCUCGAGAUCCUCGUCGUCGUUCUUCCCCAGAGGCGGCGUCGCGGAGCUAGCGAGUGGCGACAAAGGGCCAGGGGGGACAGCCUCGUGGGGACUCGGCGACGAAGAAGAAGACGAACUCGGCUUCGUCGCCAGUCUCGCAGCGAUCGAGCUGUGUGGGGCUUUCCAGGCACUUCUGCGGAUUCUCGUCUCCCAGCUGCGUGCGCUGCCUCUCGCGCUUCGCGUGCAAGGGAAGCGCGACGCGAGCUCCCCUGACAAGAAGGCCUCAGCGUCGAUUGCCCAUCUUUUCGUUACGCAGGCGCCGUGCGUCGGCGACUACCGGGACUUCUUCAACUUGUUCUCUUUCCUCUCUUCCGACCCGAGCCUCCUCGCUGCGUUUUUCCCCUCGAAAUUCCACAAGGCGCCGGCGCCCCACACCCCCUCUCGCUCUCUCGGCCUCGCGCCGCUGCCUUCCACGCAACGGAGCCUCGUCCGGCUUCUUCUCUGGCUUCGCUCGCGGGCCAUCUCGCCGGCCUAUCUCCAGCAGGCCCAGCCGGGGUCGGCAGCGUCUUCCUUUUCUCUCGUGCCUCUCCCUGGGAGCGGCGACUCGGCCUGCGUGGUCUCUGCCUCGCCCAGUUCGUCCAGCUCCUCACCUAGCUGCUCUUCCUUCCCUACUCAGUCUGGUUGCAUGCGCGGCCUUCCGCGGCGCUGUACGCAGCCGGCGCCGGGUGGGGGGACGAACUUGGAGGGGUUCGCGGACUUUUGGGCCCGCCGCCGACUCCUCAGGGCGGCGCUCGAAGAAGGCGUCGGCGGAGAAGGCUGCGCAGUCCUCCAGGAGCUGGCAUCGAGUGGCGAGUUGUCGGGAGAGACGGGAGGGUGGCGAAGCUCCGCAGACCCUGUCUUCUCGCCGCUCCUCUCCGUCUCUUUGGUCCGCGCUUGCGGAGUGCUGAGCAGUCCGGAGCAGUACGGCCCCGGCUUCAUCUUUGACCGGCGAAGCCUCGUGCUGCUCGCCACCCACGUCACGCUUCAGGCCGUCCCCCUGUGUCGCCCCUUUUCUUCUCUGGAGAGAGCAAAGAGGAAACGAGGCGCGUCGCCUGACGGUCGAUCUCGGAGAAAAAGCGACAGGCAAGUGGAGAUGUACAGGCCGACGCCCUGGGGACGGGACGCAGACCCGUUCGGCAACUCCCACGAAGGGCGAGACCGACCGGACGCGUGGGGGACAAAGGUCGGAGACACUUGCGAGGGAAGUAAGGAGACAGCCGGAAGCAGAGGCGACGGUGGAAACUCGUGGGAGUCCGUUUCCGGAUCGCUGGUGAGUGAGGCCUGGGCCGCAGGCGUGUUUGCGUGCCGCGUGGGAGUCGGCGAAUCCCUCGCAGACGCUCAACUCUCGCUGCUCGCCGCCUUCCUCCAGCUGUUGUGCGUGAGCAGGGAACGCAGCGUCUUCCCCCUGUACUUACUCCCAGAGAAGAAAGUGGACGGCGACGCGUCCGAUGAAAAUGUGCGAAACUUGCUGGAGGGCGAAACCGACCGAGAGGCGUCGCCUGGCUUGGCGUCGCGGCUGAAGGCUCCAGAGUCGACCGUCUCCUCUCCUUUGAGUGGCGUCGAGCCCCCGUUCCAAGCGGCGAUCUUCCCGGUCCUCUCGACCCUCGUGGAAAUCUGUGAACGCGAGGCGUCUGUCGCCGACGCUUCCUUCGGGGUCAUCUUCUUCAGAAGCGAGUUCUUCCGCCUGCUUCUCGCUCUCGCGCUGCAGCUGGUGACGUGCAACUGGACGACAGACGUUCGCACAGCUUCCUCGCCGCCUUCUCGCUGCUUCUUCCGGUCGGCCCAGUUCGGAACGUCCUCGCUCGGCCCGGCAUCCGACAAAAACGAGCAGAACUCUCUUCCUUCCUCGCGCCCCGCCCUGUCCGCGGCUCUGCCGUUGAGCGCAGGAGGCAACCCCUCGCCGCUGCGUCAUCCCGAAGAGAUCGACGAUUCGUGCUCGCAACGCGGCAGCGUGACGCCUUCGCGCCGAGGCGGCGAGCUGCUCGUUUCCUUCGCGCUCUCGCGCGACUCCGCCCUCGCCUCCGGGGCCGACGACGGGCCGUUUGUGGCUCGGUCGCCUCGAGAGCGAAGCCGCUCGCCGUCGCCCUCGGUGCCUCUCGUUGGCCACGCGGAACAGAAUUACUUCCUCUCGCGUUUCUGUGCAAAGAUCCACCCUCUGGCAGACGCGUCGGGCCGAGCCGGACGCGCGGCCUCGCUCUCGCCGCUGUGGCAAGACGAGGCACUGAAGAGCGCAGCGAAAGAGAGCGCGUACCCCCCACUCGCUUUCCUCUCCAAACCGCUUUUCUCCGCAGGCACCGGACUGCCGUGUUUCCCAAGCGCAGAGAUCCUCGAAAACCUGGUGCACGCCGCUGAGGCUGCAGAAGCCGCCGAGGCGGCAGAGGCUGGAGCACCCGCGGGAAUCAGCGGCGAGGUGGAGACGAGCGGCAGGGCCCAAAAGGGAGACGGAACGGUUUCGGCGAGCUUGAGGCUCCGCAUGCGGGCGAGUGAGCUGCUGUUUGCCGUGCAGAAGUGUCUCCUUGCGGUGUUGCGAGAGAAGGUCGCGCAAGAGACAAACCGCGGGGGAGGUGUCGGCGGCCGGGGGCCCCAGCCUCUCUUAGAGGCCUUGGGUGCUCCGUGGGCAGGGAAACGACGCGGCGACGCUCUGAAGCCUCGCAAACCGUUCCGCUUGUCUGCCUUCUCUUCGCUCUGUUCCUUCUUCCCGCAUACGCGGGCUUCGAACUCGCCGGACGGGGCUGGGGUGCAUCUCGCUGGCCCGGGAACCUCCAGGCGGAGCGGCGUCUUCUCUUCUCGCUAUCCACCCGUGGAGGGCGUCGAUCUCUCUGCGCUGCUCGCAGCCGUCUGCGCUCCGGAGAAAAGAGAAGAAGAGUGGGAAGAAGGCCGUGGAGGCGUCGCGACGGUCUCUGCCCGGGGUGUGCGCUUCUCCCCCACCCCAGAGCCAGACGCCGGCGCAGGCCCUAGGGCGGCGGAGGUGGAGCUCGUGAGAGAGGCGAGGGCGCAUGCAGAUUUGAAAGCGAGAAUUCCGCCGCGGCCAGUGGACAAGUUCCGAGCGCCUCCGGAAGAGGCGGACGUUCUCGACAUGCUGGCUGCGCUCGACGGCUUCACUGUGUUCUCCACGCUCUGGAGUUUCCUCUCUUUUUCUGCGGACGACGCAGUGUGCAGCGGGCCUUCUCUGCGGGCACCUGGAAAGCCUGAAGAAAACGAGACGGUCCCCUCGCCUCUCGUCGCGUUCGGGGCCUCGGGUCUCGAGACGCAACUCACAGAACUCCUCGACCAAGUCCACACAAUGUGGCGAGUGGUCUCGAGGCCGCAGGCGCUGGCGGGUGUCUCUGGAGACCGCGAAAUCUUCCCGGGCGCCCUCGCUGUCUCCUCGCCCGCCUUCUUCGCGUGCUUCCCCGACGCCGCCUCGUCGGUCCCCGAAGAGACGCGGAUUGCUGCCCUCCUCGCCUCGACGCCCGACGUCCCCUGUCUCCUCCGGGUCUCUGCGCUGCUGCAUCUCAGCCUCCCACGCUUGUUCCUGAACGCCUUCCUGGCGCUGUUGAAUGCUUCGGUGGCAGCAGCUCACGCGCAAAGCGGCGCGGCCGCGCAGAGUGGAGAGCGCAGGCUCCCGAGAGACAGCCCGGAAGACAAGAAGACCGACGCAGACCCGGGUGCAGGGACACCCCGCUUUCUGCAUCCGUUCGCUUCGCGCCGCGUUUCCGAAGACGCGCCUUCGGCUGCGAGUCGCAGGCCGAGCGCCAGAAUGGAAGACAGAGACACGAGCCUUCGCCGCGAAGACGCAGAAGGCCCCACCCUCGAACCCGUCGCCCCCCUCGUCGCCCUGGCGCUCCAGAGAGCGCUCGAACGUCUUGCGCUGCGGUCGCGCCGGAGUCGAGAGUUCGACCCUGCAGAAGACCUCUCGGAACCCCCGCUGUCGUUGAGCGCCCCCUUGAGCGCGUUUCUGCAGCUGCCUCUCGUCCGUUUCCUCUCCAUUGGUUGCGCGUUGUCGGCCCAAAUCCAGCUCCAGGUCGGACUCCUCAAUGCGAGCUUCCCCUCGGUCGCGCCCGUCGUGACGCGCGAGUUGUGGGCGUCCCAGCAGCAACUGCUUCGUCACCCUCUGCCCCGAUGUGUGUCUCUGUCUCCGCGUCCUGGCGCGUCCCGUGCGUGGAUGGGCGACGCAAGUGCAGAUGAGAAGAGACGCGAAGCGGCGCUCUUCUCGGCGAAAACGCCGCUGGUUCUCCAGAGCCCGAGCUUCUUGGUGGAGGAAGUUGCGUCGCGAACCGUCGCUUCUUACUUUGCCUUCUUCGCCCUCCUCCUGCAGUCUGGAGUCGCGCCGCGAACACCUGGAGGCGCCGCCGCGCUCUUCAGCAGCGCCGCGGCGUCCGCGGCUCCUCUCCUGGACGCCGAUUCCGCGGGAGAAGACUUGUUCGAAGUGCGUGCGUCUCGAAGCAGAGACAGUUGCGGGCACGCUGUGGCCGAAGACGACAAAGCCCAGGCCCGAAACGAGAGCGAGCGGACAGCCGACUCUCUCCACACACCGCCCCCGCUGGGUUCCUCAUCGUCGCUCUCGAAAGCGCUCAGGACCGCGCACCCGUCGCUGCCUGAGGCGCUCCUCGACGCGGACUUCUUCGUCGCGCUUCUCACUCUCCCGCCGUUCCAAACCUUUCUACAUCCCGUCCGAACGCCCGCCUUCCUGCCGCUCCCGCCCUCGCACCCGCAAAGUGGACUUGCCUCAACUGUCUCCUCCACGUGGGUGCCAGCGUACGAGUCCCUGACGCUGUCGCGGUCCUCAGAGGCGUGUCGCAGCGGCGGCUGGGCACGUCAAGAAUGGACAGAUUCGUCUCUGAAGGUUCGGCGAUCGCCAUCGCAUUUGCUUUUCUGCCGCCUUCUCGGACUGCUCGCUCUCGGUCUUCGCCAGCUAGGGCCGUCGUCGUGCUUCGCGCCUGCUGCCAGUUCAGCCGAGCGAGCGCGGCCGUGGGAAGACCGCGCCGGAGACAGCGGGAAGCGACAGACAUGGGGCGAGAAGGCGAGAGCGGAUCGCGAGAGACGACGGGUUUCUGGUCUUCUGCGAAGUCUGCAGCUCCUCGAAGGACGCAUGCAGUUCGUUCUUGGGCCACACGGCUUCGCCCAGACCCCGCAACUGGCCACACUUGAAGAGGCGGCGUUCUUGCUGCUUUCUCUCGUCGACGGCACUUGCGUGCUGAGCCCCGUCUCGCUCUUGGAGUGUCUCGCCUCUCAGCCGCCUCGCUAUUCUGCUUCGUUCUCUGCGCGCGUCUCGGGGGCGAGUCGCGUGGCGGCGGCCGGCGAGGAGCGAGAAGGUGAACGCAGGAGGGGCGGGAGAACCCCGUUCCGUGCGACCGCAGAGGAGAGCAGGCGACGAGCCGGCUGGGCCGAGGGCCUCUUCGCGGAAGAUCCGCGCAGCGAAGAGGCGGGAGAGGCGCGGCGCGCGGCAGUGCCCUCGACGUUCGAUCAAAGAGGCAUCUACCUGGUUCUUCAAAUCUGCAACAGCACCGUUUCGGCCUUUUCAAAGUUCGGCUUUCUUCUCCCGGUCUCUCACACCUUUCCGCCGCCGCCGGCCUUCUUUCUUCCGGGGUGCUCGUGCUGCGCUGCGGCGCCGUCGCGAGAAGCUCGCCUCGUGGACUCCUCGCUCUGGUGUCGGCGUGUGCGGGUCAUUUCCCCCAAGAGCUAUCGUCGCCUCAUCACCUCGCUCUUUGCGUCGUCUCAGUGUCCCGGCGAAGGCGAGAAAGAGAAGAGCCAUUCCAGGCGGGGCGGAACGAAGCAGGGCGAGGGGAGACACCUGGAAGGAGGCCGAGGCGAGUCUUCGCCUUCACCCUGCCAAGAGCGAGAAUGUGGGCGGGAGAGAGAACAAAGGAACAGUCCGCACGAGGAAGAGGAGGGACACCCGCGUCGGAGUGUGGGAGAAUUGGAGAUUCCCCCUCUGGAGCGCGAGGACAACGCACCUCCAGCGGACGAGACCGACUCCGAGAAGAGACUCUUCAGCGAGAGACGCGAGACCGGAAUCCGCCGCGGCUUCCUACCAGCUGCUCACGAGGUUGCGCAAACACUGGCGGCUCUCGUCGAUGUUGCGAGGUCUUUGACGAAAAUCCUCGAGGAGCUGUCGCGGGAGGAUCGAACGCCUCCGCUGGCGGUUCUGACAGCGAGCGACCGGCGUUUUCUUCCUCUGUCUCUCUUCCUGCGCUGCGAGGGGCCGUACAUGAACCGCGUCUCUUCUCUCUCUUCUUCGCCCCGGCCUUCCCAUCGCCAUUUGUCCACAGAGCAUCCCUCUCUCUUGACUUCCGCUUGGGCGCGGAGCCCAACCCCCGGUUCAGUGUCUCCUUCGCAUAGCAGCGUCUGCGGAGCGGGGCGUGCGAGCAGCGUGGUGAGCCUGACGGCGGGUGUGUUUUUGAACGAGGAGACUCCGCGAGAAGUGGGGCGACGAGAAGCGAAAGAUAAUGGCGGAUUCAAAGAUGGAGCACGAAUCGGAAGAGACGCAGGCUCCGCCAUCUCCACGCGUCGCGGCGGGAGCACAGAACGACACGCAGGCGGCGCUGCAACGCUCUCAGCCGUCUGCGCUGUUGGCCGACAACGUGCCGAGCAACGUCGAAGCCUGCAGCACCGGCGGCGCGGCUCGCCGACUGUCACGGCCUGUCGUCUGGAUCGCGUCGUCUCACGCGGGCGCCUGAGCUUUUUCUCUCAGAAAGACCCGCUCUGUCGAGGGGGCGGCGAGCGUGUGCCUGUCAGCGCUGCUUCGCUGCUCGGUUCUUUCGGCGUCGGCGAAGAGGACGAAGAACUGGAAAUCGUCUGCCCAGAGCUGCUGCUGCAAGACGCGCUGUGGGAGCUCCUGCGAGACACGGUUGAAAAGGCCAUGGCAGCGGGAACGGAGAUCGUUAACGCGUUUGUGGCGCAAAAUAUCUUACGACCUUACGCAGACACCGCGAAGCAGUUCCUGCCGCUGCUUAUCCAUCUGGGUGCUGUGUCUGGACACCCGUCGCCUUCCCCCCUUGCUGUCGCUUCUUUCCUUCCCGCUGGAGCUGCUCACCUUCUGCGUCCUUCGACUGGAGCCGAGGCGAGGGGCGAAGAGGCUCCAAGAGACCCUUCAGGGGCGACGAGCCGGAACUUUUACGCGACGCUUCUCGAGUAUCUGCUCAAGCGCUACGCUGUAGAAGAGAGGAUCUUCGAAGCAACACAAGGAGUUGGUUUUCCGUUCCUCCUCGAUCUUCGCGGCGACGCGCCAGAGAAAGGGGGAAGCGACGCUGAAAGCUAG
This is a messenger RNA of Neospora caninum, 16263 nucleotides long. RefSeq names its product putative nucleoporin FG repeat-containing protein. The record is from RefSeq and is a predicted model, not a curated record. The transcript is spliced from 11 exons. NCBI's taxonomy places the organism in Eukaryota, Apicomplexa, Conoidasida, Eucoccidiorida, Sarcocystidae. Bases 1 to 16263 code for a protein of 5420 amino acids.